CACAGCGGCUGUGCGCCCACUCGGCGAUCGAUCGCACCGGACCAGUGCGCCGGCAAGGAGGAGCCGCGACGACUGCGCCCGCCGCGCGGCGCGCACAGGCUCGUCUCGCGAUCAAUCUGACCCAGUCGGCGCGCAGGUGGACAGCGCGUCGCGGCGUGCGGCCUUGUUGCCGCGGGGGCUGCAGUGCUGAGAGGUAGCUCUUGGACGGAGGCGAAGAGACGCGAAAACUGGUGGACGGACGGCGAAGUCGGCUCGACGCUGGCGACGAGACAGCAAACCGACCCGGCGUGAAGGCCAGAGGACAGUAGGUCACUCACGGCAGUUUUGACGUCAGGUAGUGCGUAGCUCGGACGGCGAGCCACGCAAGGACAGGAUCAGUGGCGGGGCCUCCAGACAGGACAGCAGCCAUCCGCCGCCCGCGUCUAAGCCGUCGAGUUCGCCGCGUCGGACCGCCGUCGGAUCGCGGCCGCGGCCAGCAUGGACCCGGCCGGCGUGCCGCUCUCGUCGGUCGACUACAUCGACAGCGACGCAGCCGACCCCGAACCCGACGCUGACCCGGAGCCGACGGCGCCGGCGCUCGCCUGCCGGCCCGACCCGCAGCUGGAGCGGCACCCCGAGGAGGAGCUGGAGGUGGUGGGGCCGGCGGCGCCGCUGUGUGCCGGUCGGCGCGGCGACUCGCCGCUGCUGGAGAGGGCCAGUCUGGUUCGUCUGAGGGUCGGCGGCGCCCCAGAGGUCAACAGCAAGACGGCCUGCUUUCGAGUUCUGUCGCUGGUGUACGCCAAACUCCUGGUCGUCGUGUGCAUCGCAUUCCUCAUAUCGGAAGUCAUCACCUCCAACGUGCCCCUGUACUACUACGAGGGAUUCUUCGUCUACUUGUACGGCGGGAGCAUCCUGUUUCUGAUCUACAUCUUCACCUACCUCUUGCACGAGAGCGGCUCUGGAGGCGCCGGGGGAGGCGGAGGCUCCGGAUGCUGUGGAACUAGCGCCAGCACCGCUGUGGAAGUGAGCCUUAACCACGGGAGCGGCUCCCCCGAGCACUUCUCGAGAACGAGCCGCCUGCGCAAGACCAAGACGAGCGAUAAUGACCACAGUCACGGCGGCUUCUUCCUGCGGAUCGGCGCCAUCGCGUUCGGCCUGGGCACGAUGGUGUACAAUGGUCUGGAGCUGGGCUCGUUCUUCGAGAUCCCGCGGAGCUCGGACUGCUGGCAGAUGAUGCUGGCCGUCAAUCCCUGCCUGCAGGCCCUCUUCACUUUCAUGCAGAUGUACUUCAUCUUCAUGAAGUCCAGGCUGAACAUUCACAAGUUUAAGGUGGUGGCCCGGUUCGGCCUGAUGCACCUUGUGGCCACCAACAUCUGCGUCUGGGUCCGCACGCUGGUGCGCGAGAGCCUGCGAGUCUUCACCGACUACAGCGAGGCGACGGGCGACGCCAAGACGGAGGACUUCAUGAUACUGGAAAGACACGGGGAGAGCGAGGCGAAAAACAACUGCGGCCGAAUCAACAUCAUGGGCGAGGUGGUGGGCGACGCGUCACCCUACCUUUUCCCCCUGAUCAUCGAGUAUUCGCUGAUCGGCGCCACCGUCAUCUUCGUCAUGUGGAAGAACAUCGGUCGGUGUCCACACUACGUGGACGAGGACGUCAACCGUGACCACGUCAGCGUUUCUUCGAGGAAAGCGCACACCAAGGUGGACUGCAUCGGUGUUUCGAAGGGCCUGUUCUGCGGCCUGCUGGCGCUGGUCAUCAUCACUAUCUGCCUGGUGCUAUUCUUCGUACUGGUGCAGCAGGAUCAGCACCGCCGCCUGGCCAUCUUCCUGGCCGACACCAGCCACGCCGGCAUCCUCUUCCUCAUGAUGCUCGCAAGUUUGAUCGGAAUUCUCAGAAGCAGAAGGCUGAAGUUUGCUUAUGACAAGCCUGAUGACCUGGACGCCAUCUUGUUGCGGGUGUCGGCAUUCGGCCUUUUCCUGUACUCGAUGUUCUGCUUGAUCGCCGCCGCUCUGUCGCCCAUGCAAAACGUCCCGAACAUUCUGGUUCUGGUCACCUCGGCACUGGUCAUUCUGCAGGUGAUGAGUCAGCUGAUAUACAUAUCGGAUGUGGCGAAGCGUUCGGUGUACCUGCCGGAACACGACCGAACCAAGCCCGGACGCCACGUGGUCACCUUCCUGCUGCUCUGCAACCUCGCCCUCUGGCUCGUCUACACGUUCGAGAUCGAAAAAGUGGACGCAAACCCCGUGCAGUUGAACUUUUACGGCCGGCUGCACUGGGCGGUGAUCCUGCGCGUGACGUUGCCGCUGGCCAUCUUCCACCGUUUCCACUCGGCCGUGGUGCUGGCCGAGGUGUGGAAGUCCAGCUACAGGGCACGCGAGGACUGAGCCAUCAGCGGAAACGGCUCCAUGUCCCGACGCCAGCGCUGUCCACGCGGCCGGACCGGUGCCCGACUUUGUGACGCACCACGACCGGGUCCGCCGGUUUUCCGGCUCGGCCCAGGCGAGGACCGUUCUGCAGUCAGCUGAAGGCGUGCGGGGACUGGGUCAGCGACGUUUCGCGCCGUAUACCACGGUAGCAUGUAGAGUCCGGCUACAGGACGCAGGGCCUGAGACCACGGCUCCUCGGCCCAGCCCGGGACCUGUCGUGAGACCAGGCGGUGAACCUACCGCGAGACGGGGUCACAACGCCAGACGCCGCGAUGCGCUGCCCUGGAGACGGUGGUCAGAAUGCCGGCGAUCUUUCGGCUGUCUGACGCGAGUUCGCGUAAAAUCUGACAGCGCUGCGUGCUGCGGGACUACGGCGUGGUGGAAGUGGCUGCUGACGAAGAGUGCGGCAAGUGGACAGCGGCUUCUUCAGCUGUCAUUAUCGCGGUCGCCUGGAUGUGAACCCACCGAACACUGCCCGCCUAAGGGCCCACUCAUCGGCCCAGCUGGCGUGAUGAGGACGAGUGAUGAGGACGAGUGAAGGCGUAGCAGCCACGCUACGAGCAAACGGCGCGCUGGUCUACAUGUGCAUGGUUUGGCUUCAGCUUUUUUGCUGUGGCGAACAGCUGGGCUGGUUCAGCCGUCAGCACCACGCGUUGUUUGUGUCACGCGUUGCGCUAAAUUGUCUGCUGUGGGUGUGCCAGCCAGUACCAACAGAUGCUCCUAUGAACAGAAUCAAUGCCUACAAACAAGAAAAAUGGGCUGUUUGAUUCAAAGAUAAUCCUCCACAUAUCUUUGACGUUCCCUGAUGUGUACUGUGCUACUUCAUAGAGGUUCACGUAUUCUUGUCUGGCACAACGGACGUUGCAUACACUUCAGUGGUCACGUAUCUGUAUUUAUAACCGCGGUGUAGAUAGCAAAAAUUACCGUACCCUUUGGCUCCGCCUUUGUUAAUUUGGUGGACUCCUGGAGUUGACAGAGACAGGGUUGCUGGUUUACCGUAGAGUGUCCAUUCAAGCCCACAUAUCCACAUACUUGGUCGUAAACUGUCCGUCGCUGAGUCGCAAGCAGUACGUGCUACAUUUAGGACACCUGGAACGUGUUCAAUAUGACGGGAACCCUGUUCGCAAAAGGACACCAUAGUUCAAAUUUAAUGCAUAACGUGCACGCGGUGCAGCUAUGAACUAAAUGUGUUUUGAAGGUUCACUUAGGCAUAUCCUCACUGAUAUAUUUUUACCGCGAUGGAUUCAGAAGAGAGCUGUCGGUGACAGCGGUGCUAUAGGGUGCCGGGUUACGGCUGUUGGGCGGCGGGCGUUCUAUGUGCCAGAAGCUUUAUACGUGUAUUUGUGAAUGGACCCUCAAGACUUAAGCAAGCUUUUGCUGUCCAAUGAAUCUCAAAUGGGUGUGAAUCGUGGUGACGAUUACUGCCUGUCCGCCACGUGGGAAGGAAGCGUCUCGCGGACGUGAAGAAGAGGUGCAGCAGGAUCUUCGAUCUGAGAUGUACAUGGUCUGUG
Pollicipes pollicipes is the source of this 3920-nucleotide messenger RNA. Its product is annotated as proton channel OtopLc. The transcript has 11 exons. Bases 478 to 2367 code for a protein of 629 amino acids. Gene Ontology annotation, molecular function: proton channel activity. Lineage: Eukaryota; Metazoa; Arthropoda; Thecostraca; Pollicipedomorpha; Pollicipedidae. The record is from RefSeq and is a predicted model, not a curated record. Gene Ontology annotation, cellular component: membrane. Gene Ontology annotation, biological process: proton transmembrane transport.